This is a messenger RNA of Anopheles moucheti, 2677 nucleotides long. RefSeq lists its product as uncharacterized. The transcript is spliced from 2 exons. The record is from RefSeq and is a predicted model, not a curated record. Lineage: Eukaryota; Metazoa; Arthropoda; Insecta; Diptera; Culicidae. The coding region runs from base 243 to 1934 and encodes 563 amino acids.
UUAUGGCCAUAGUUGUCGGUCCACAUAUUUAGAGGUUUCGUGGAAGCAAAGUGACAAAAAAGCAGGAAGGCGGGCACUGCAUUCUAGUGUCGUAUCUUGUAAAACCUCGACAAACGAAGUAGAAGGAUCGUUCUUUUUGUUUUGUGGCGUCGUUAGUUAACUGGUUUAUUGGAAAGUAAAGGUUCUAAUACGCUUUGUGUGGCUUUAGAAAUGAUAAUCGCAUACUGUGUCCUAUCUGUAAAAUGUUUACCGGUGUAAAGACGACCAACGUCGGAGAAGUUCUUCCGAACGAUGAAGAGUUGGGGCGGCGUAACUGCCGUUGGAGAGAGCUAGUACAUAAAUUUGAAGAUACUACUCAAAGCCAAUCAGAUCACAGCAUGGACAUCGAAACGGCCAUGGUCAUGCUCGAUCAGGAAAUGAGUGAUGAAAGCUCGGUCAGCGAUGUUGUUGAGGCUUCGUCCGAGGAGCAAAGCACGGAGGAGAACCCAGAAGAGAUUAAGCGGCAGCUCAAGGCGACGAUUCCAUUGCGCAAGCAAGGGUGGGAAGCGAACGGAUUGAAAGAAAUUCUGGACGAUAACGAAUUCCGUAUGCUAAGCCAUGAGAAGGUAGAGAACUGGUUGCGAAAUCAUAUGCACAGCAUCACCGGCCACUAUAACGUUCACUACCAAACAGAGCAGGUUACAACGGUAACGGAAACGCAAAUGGAUGCUGACGCAGAUUCACUCUAUUCCGUUGACACUGCCCAAUAUAUACGUUCGAACAAACAGAUUAGCAAUAAGCUCAAAGUGACAACCAUGAUCAAACAGUACUCGGUAACGAGUUCCGUGCGUCGUUAUACCAGCCUAAACCACAUACAUGAUGCGCAAAACGCCAAUGAGGAAACCACACGUUUAUCACUUCCACUGCCCCGAGCCCUUACCAAAUCGGACAGUGCGUGCGAUCUUAAGAAGGCUUUACCGCUGUAUGACUAUGCUCCAAGGCAAACGAUCGCUGCUGAUAAACACCACCGUCGAGCGAUUGCGCCGUCCUGCGAACCAACAACGGACCGUCGCAACAGACGAAAGGUGUUUAAGAAAACUAAUCCCCGUAAGAAACAGAUAACGUCGACGGACCGUCCACUUGGCUCUAGUCCAACCACGGCAAAGCAGCACCGGUACGAUCCGGAACAAGUGUACGCAAAAGCGUUAGAGCAGUGCGCACGGAUGAAGAAAACCAAACCAAUCUCCCAACGGAAGGUGUCGAAACGAUUCGCCAACCGGAUGAAAAACUCUUCAUCCUCCUCAUGCAGCUCAGAAAGUGACACUGAUGAAGUAUUCUUUGUGCCAGCCCGCGAACGACCACCGAUCAGUUCGCGCGUCAAACCUAUUGCUCAAACAGCCAAUGGCAUCAGCACAGAGCAGCCAAUGGCUGUGACACCACCGGAAAAAAAUCUUACUCCUAGCAAAACGUCUCCAACAGAACGCGAGCUUGUGGAACCGUUAGAGUCGAUCACGCUUAGCGUUUCCAAACGACAGCGUGCACAACCAGCAGGUCCGGUUGCUGCAGCGCCCUGUCUAUCGGAACCGGCGAAGAAACGGGUCAACAUACAUUGGGACGGUUGCUACCAUGAGCAAGGGUUGGUAAUCUAUCAGCCGAAAAUGAUUCACCCCGAUGUGCCCACCACCGACCGGAUUGUUCUGCGUAUGGAAGACCUCACCCUGACGGGCGUCACGAAGCAGCGCCAUUUGGACAAGUUUCGCGAGUUUGCCUGUCGCAUCCACCCAAACUCCACCGUUUGCUUCUAUCCGAGCGAAUCAUCCGAGGAGGAAAAUGACGCGGACGUUACGGCGACCGAUAACUCGUACGAUGAUGAUGAUCCCAUACUCACAUUUCGUCCGCAAAACAGCAAGCGGCUGAAUGUUGUAGAGAUUCCCCACCGUCGGCCUUUUACCUGAUUGAGAACCAAUUUGCUCAUAAUUACAUUGCGAACCACACUUGCGACGCAACCUUGAACUGAUCUACAAGACUUUGUGCACAAGAAUUUUUUGAAUCUUUAUACUCCACUCAACUCCAAGUUACGAGGUCAUCGGGAAUAAUUGAAGUAAAUCAAUUCACGUAUGUUGUAAGCGAAAAUAAUAAAAAAAACACACACUUUAUGUAUAUUAUGUUCGUAACAUUUUUCCUCGUUAUGUUUACCGAUUAACUGCUGAGGCUCCUUACAUACUCCGGAUUAAGGAUGCCUAUCGGCACUUUAUAUUUUCUUCAUACAAUAUCCGUCCCAGUUUAGACCGGGAUUGGCCGAUGACCAGGAUUACUUGUCGUCCCCCAGUAGUCACAUAUUGCCAGCGAAUAGUUCAUCCCAAGGCAGAGCGAAUAGCAGGGCGCAACGAGCACUUUGGCUAGAUCUGCUAACGCUCAACUUGUUGAAGGUCGAGUACAGCACCUAAUUUACUAAAUGUGUUAGACAACAACGUUGGACCAAGUUUUCUGGAAGCAGAUUGAUAACCUGACACAAUCUAAUCGACUGUGAUUGGGCCAAAAAGAGGAAGAAGACUUGUACAUUUUUGGUAGAGCCAUGGAAUUGAUCCACAAUGACUAGGUCAGCCAGUCAAGACCACCAGCGACAGUACAAUUAUCGUUCAUGUCGGCAUGUCAGCAUGAUUUUUUAAAACAAAGUCAACACAACAGCAGUAUAAAA